Neopsephotus bourkii (Bourke's parrot) is the source of this 2186-nucleotide messenger RNA. It is a transcript of the gene IFRD1, whose product is annotated as interferon related developmental regulator 1. Gene Ontology annotation, cellular component: nucleus. Bases 288 to 1592 code for a protein of 434 amino acids. NCBI's taxonomy places the organism in Eukaryota, Metazoa, Chordata, Aves, Psittaciformes, Psittacidae. The transcript is spliced from 12 exons. The record is from RefSeq and is a predicted model, not a curated record.
CCCGCUCCGCGCCUUUAGCCCCGGGUGUCUGAGAGGAGAAAGAUGCAUCGACUCCGCUCACGGGCCUCCACGGGGAUUUCUGCCUUCGCCGCCGGUUCGUCCUCCGCCUGCUUUCGCCAAUCACCCCCGCUGCCCCGGACCGCGAAGUCAACCUCGCAGAGGCGUUGGAGUAAAAAGCGAUCCUGCUCUUCUAUCGGCUGAUUAUCGCUGAUUCCCGGGCGGGGGGGAGCAGAGACACGGAGACCCGGAGAGGGGCCGCGGGAGCCGAGCUGAACGCCGCUGCGACCAUGCCUAAGCCUAAGAAGCGGGGGAGCAACCACCAGCGCGGGGCCGGCGGUCAGCCCAGAAGUGUGCAGCCUUUUAGUGAUGAAGAUGCUUCAAUUGAAACUAUGAGCCACUGCAGUGGCUUCAGUGAUCCUGCUAGCUUCACUGAGGAUGGGCCUGAAAUUGAUGAAGAAGCCACUCAAGAAGACUUAGAAUACAAAUUGAAGGGAUUUAUUGAUCUUACAUUGGACAAGAGUGCAAAGACAAGACAAGCAGCUCUUGAAAGCCUGAAAAAUGCUUUUUCUUCUAAAAUCCUAUCUGAAUUUAUCAUGGAAAGGAGAAUGACACUAACUGAUAGUAUUGAACGCUGCAUAAAGAAAGGUAAGAGUGAUGAACAGUGUGCAGCUGCUGGCCUGGCAUGUCUUCUGUGUGUGCAGAUGGGGUCAGGAAUUGAAAGUGAAGAGAUUUUUAAGACCCUUGGUCCAGUUCUAAAGAAGAUUGUCUGUGAUGGAACAGCAAGCAUACAAGCCAGGCAGGCUUGUGCUACCUGCUUGGGGAUUUGCUGUUUCAUUGUCACUGAUGACAUUACGGAGCUGUACUCUACUAUGGAGUGCCUGGAAAACAUCUUCACAAAGGCCUAUCAGAGAGAUAGAGACACUAAUGGUGUAUCAAGUACACAUAACACUGUGCUUCACAUCAGUGCUCUCUUAGCGUGGACACUGUUGUUGACCAUUUGUCCAAUGAAUGAAGUGAAGAAGAAAAUUGAAAUGCACUUGCAUAAACUUCCAAGUCUGCUGUCUUGUGAUGAUCUCAACAUGAGAAUAGCUGCUGGAGAAACACUAGCCCUUCUGUUUGAACUAGCACGCGAAACAGAUGCUGAUUUCUUUUAUGAAGACAUGGAACUUCUAACAGAAAAACUAAGAGCUCUGGCUACUGAUGGAAACAAGCACCGAGCCAAAGUAGAUAAGAGAAAGCAGCGAUCUGUUUUCAGAGAUGUGCUACGAGCUGUUGAGGAGCGUGACUUUCCAACAGAGAUGGUUAAGUUUGGACCUGAGCGUAUGUAUAUUGACUGCUGGGUUAAAAAACAAACUUAUGAUACCUUCAAGGAUGUUCUGGGAUCGGGGAUGCAGUAUCAUUUGCAGUCAAAUGACUUUCUUCGGAAUGUGUUUGAGCUUGGUCCACCAGUAAUGGUAGAUGCUGCAACUCUUAAAACAAUGAAGAUAUCUCGUUUUGAAAGGCACUUGUACAACUCUGCAGCAUUCAAGGCUCGGACAAAGGCUAGAAGUAAAUGUCGUGAUAAAAGAGCAGACGUGGGGGAGUUUUUCUAGAUCUCCUUUUCCAUGGCUUUCAAUAUUCAUAAUUGAAAUGUAUUUUUAACCUUUAAAUGAUUUUUUUUUUAUUUCUGUAGUCAGUUUGCACUUGUGCACAGAGAUGUUGUAUAAAGUCUGUAAAUACAAUGCAUGUUGUUGCUUAGUUGCAUAUACACUGUACAUAGAUGGGAUGCAGGGGUACAUUGUAACACUUGAAUUAGAUGCAACUUGCUCCAAAGUCUGAAUAUGGUGUUGCUGAACUGUUCAGUGGGGUAAGCAACUGUAGUCAAAUGCUGUGUGUCAGAUGGGAUUCCUUACUUCACAUCAAGGCAAACUAAAUGAAUUCAUUGGCCGAGUGUUCUGGUAAGAAUGUGCUAAGCUCAAAAGUUGAACUUGCUUGUGUGAAAUUAAUCUGGUAACUUUUUAAACUCCUGUGGCUAGAAGGUAGACAAAUUUCUGCAUAGUGUGACUAUCCUAUGAAGUUCCAGUACCUUCACUUACAGUAAAGUACUAAAUGACAAAUACUUGCCUCAAUGUAAAAUAAACCCAAGAUUCUUGUGCUCUGAAAUCAGAAUUUUAAUUUUUGGAAUAAAAUUGUUUCUUGUUGCUUGC